Solea senegalensis (Senegalese sole) is the source of this 1196-nucleotide messenger RNA. It is a transcript of the gene creg2, whose product is annotated as cellular repressor of E1A-stimulated genes 2. NCBI's taxonomy places the organism in Eukaryota, Metazoa, Chordata, Actinopteri, Pleuronectiformes, Soleidae. The record is from RefSeq and is a predicted model, not a curated record. The transcript has 4 exons. The coding region runs from base 93 to 932 and encodes 279 amino acids.
ACAUUCAGAUCGCUUAUACAUAACACAAUCCCACACACGUGAGUUUGUAAACAUGAGAGUUUAAAGAGCAGUCGUUGACCGAACUCAGGGACAUGAAGGCCCGACUCUUCCUCGUGGCUCUGCUCGCCACUGUGCUCCGCUGUCACGGCUACAGCUUGAGGGGCUCCGUGUCCUGGGUCGUCUCCUCCAACGACGUCGUGGAGGACGCGGACCUGUCGGAGGAGGUCGCCCCGGCGUUGCUGGUGGACAGUGCGGGGCUGUGGAAGCAGGCGUACCCGUCCUCGGAGACCGGGAAGGGGCCGGGAGAGCUGGUCAAACCCGAGGACGACACGGUGGCCCAGUUUUCCUCACGUCUGUUUUCGUAUAGACUGGAGGAGGUGAAACAGAAGCCCGCCGCCAUCGGCAACAGCAGCCCGCCCCCGCACCAGGAGACCGCCAGGACGGCCAGAUACAUAGCCCACAACAGUGACUGGGGACACAUGUCCACCAUUUCAACUCAAGACAAGAUAAAAAGUCUUCCCUUUGGGAACAUCUUCUCAGUCAGUGACGGACCAGUAGACAACAGCACUGGAGUCAUCUACUUCUAUAUGACCCCAAUGGACAACACUGUGUCGGACCUGAAAAGUAACCCCUAUGCUUCUCUCACCAUCUCCGAGGCAGAGGGAGAGUUCUGCAGGCAAAUGAUGUAUGAUCCACAAGAUCCAAGAUGUGCUCGACUCACACUGACGGGCAAGAUGGUGGAGGUACCACCGGAGGAGCUUGGGUUUGCAAAGGAGGCAAUGUUCUCGAGACAUCCUGUGAUGGCAAAGUGGCCAGUGGGACACAAGUGGUUUUUUAUGAAGCUGGAGUUGAUCCAGGUCUGGCUGCAGAACUGGAUUGGAGGCACAUCACUCAUACCAAUCGAGGACUACUUUAAAGCUACACCCUUCUGAGAAUAUCCCUCAUUUUGGCUGACAUAUCAUUCCCGACGACAUUUAAAAUGUAUUUUCAACCUGGUUUUUGGGGUUUUUUUUUUUUUGAAAUCCACUAUUUUUACUACUUUUAAACUUGAAUGUACUUCAUGCCUCUCCACAAUAACCACUUUUGUUUUUUGUUUUUUUCUGCCGUCUUUUGAUUUUUGGACACUGAUUUCUGUUUCAUGGGUUUGCAUCAAACUUGGUGUUGUUUAAAAAUUAAAUGAAUGUUAGCACACAAAA